Molecule: messenger RNA, 762 nt
Organism: Tremella mesenterica DSM 1558
Lineage: Eukaryota; Fungi; Basidiomycota; Tremellomycetes; Tremellales; Tremellaceae
Exons: 5
Coding region: 1-762 (253 amino acids)
Biological process (GO): D-glucosamine catabolic process; carbohydrate metabolic process; N-acetylneuraminate catabolic process
Cellular component (GO): cytoplasm
Molecular function (GO): identical protein binding; glucosamine-6-phosphate deaminase activity
Source: RefSeq, a predicted model, not a curated record
AUGCCAGUCUCUAAAUCACAGAUCAAACUACCUAAUGCGGUUCUUGGGCUCCCUACUGGAUCCACGCCGAUACCGGUGUAUGAACAAUUAGUCAAGAUGUAUCAAGCUGGUUUGAUCGAUUUCGAGCAAGUGAGGACUUUCAAUUUAGAUGAAUAUGUCGGUUUGAAACCUGAUCAUCCCGAGAGUUACGCGGCUUUCAUGGCUAAACACUUAUUCUCUAAAAUCAAUAUUCCUACUUCUCAAACGCAUUUACUGGACGGUCUCACACCUAACCCUGAAUCGGAAUGUAAAGCUUACGAAGACCUCUUGGUGAAAGAAGGAGGUAUGGACUUACUUUUCCUUGGUAUUGGUGAAAAUGGUCAUUUAGGUUUCAACGAACCUUUCUCACAAGUCGGAGAAGGGACAAGGAUGGUGAUGUUAACUGUUGAAACUCGUUUGGCCAAUUCCCGCUUUUUCUCAGCUAUAGACCAAGUCCCAACUCAUGCAUUAACCAUGGGACUUCAAACUAUCCUUUCUUCCAAAUCUAUCGUUCUUCUGGCUAUUGGGAAAAAGAAAGCGAAAGCUAUUAAAAUGUGUUUAGAAGGAGAAAUCAAUGAUGAAUGGCCUUGUUCAGUUUUAAAAGGACAUCAAGAUGUUUUGGUCAUUUGUGAUGAUGAUGCUGCUUCUGGUAUGUUCAUUUCUACUCUCUCUUUCUUCUCUUGCUUCACUCUAGUCGUUUCACGUAGUCUGACGAUGUGUGCUGGGACUUUUUCUUCCUUCUAA